Brassica oleracea var. oleracea is the source of this 768-nucleotide messenger RNA. RefSeq names its product anthocyanidin 3-O-glucoside 2'''-O-xylosyltransferase-like. Lineage: Eukaryota; Viridiplantae; Streptophyta; Magnoliopsida; Brassicales; Brassicaceae. The coding region runs from base 1 to 768 and encodes 255 amino acids. The record is from RefSeq and is a predicted model, not a curated record. Gene Ontology annotation, molecular function: UDP-glycosyltransferase activity. The transcript has a single exon.
AUGAGAAACUGCGAUGCGAUCGCUAUAAGAACUUGCCGUGAGACGGAAGGCAAAUUCUGCGAUUACAUCGGGAGCCAAUACAACAGACCGGUUUAUCUAACCGAACCGGUACUCCCCGUAGACGAACCUAAUAAGACUUCUUUAGAGCCCCGAUGGGCUGAUUGGUUAGCCAAAUUCAAGCCUGGUUCUGUUGUGUUCUGCGCUUUCGGUAGCCAACCCGUUGUAGAUAAGAUCGAUCAAUUUCAAGAACUCUGUUUAGGGCUUGAAGCAACCUGUUUACCGUUUCUGGUCGCGAUAAAGCCGCCUUCAGGUGUGUCAACGGUGGAGGAAGCGCUGCCUGAAGGGGUCCAAGAGAGGGUUCGUGGACGUGGCGUUGUGUACGGAGGUUGGGUUCAGCAACCGAUGAUAUUGGACCAUCCCUCAGUGGGGUGUUUCGCUAGCCAUUGUGGGUUUGGUUCGAUGUGGGAGUCUUUGAUGAGUGAUUGCCAGAUGGUUUUGGUGCCGCAGCAUGGUGAACAGAUAUUGAACGCGAGGCUGAUGGCAGAGGAGAUGAAGGUGGCGGUGGAGGUUGAGAGGGGAGAGAAUGGGUGGUUUUUGCGGCAGAGCUUGGAGGAUGCCGUGAAGACUGUGAGGGGUGAAGGUAGUGAGGUUGGUGAGAAAGUGAGGAAGAAUCAUGAGAAAUGGAGAUGUGUUUUGAGUGACUCUGGGUUUGCUGAUGGUUAUAUCAGCAAGUUUGAACAGAACUUAACUGAUCUUGUGAAGUCAUGA